This is a messenger RNA of Symbiodinium necroappetens, 2799 nucleotides long. The record is from the annotation of a GenBank genome assembly. NCBI's taxonomy places the organism in Eukaryota, Dinophyceae, Suessiales, Symbiodiniaceae.
AUGGGAGCUGAGGGCGGCGAAGGCACAGGCGAGGGCGCGGCCCAAGGCGCCCCGCCGGUCGAAGGUGGCGAGGUGGAGGAGCUCUUCGCGUUGCCACUCUUCCGGAAGCCUGCUUUCCCCGGGUUCUACCACCUGGUUCAGAUCACGUCACCACAGAUUUACGAGUUCAUUGCCAACUUACAGGCUUCUGGCCAGGGCCACUAUGUUGCUGGAUUCAUGACGACGGAGCUGCCCGCCGAGUUUGCGGAUGCGCCGCAGAGCGAGACGGCAGCGCCUUUGGUCUCGCUGCCCCCGGAUUCACAGCCGCCUGCGGAGAAGAAGCCUCUACGGAAAGACGCCGGCAAGGUGGACAGCGUGGAUGAGCUGGUGGAGGUCGGCACAAAGCUGCAGGUCGUCUCUUUGAUCAGCCAGUCCCCCAACUCGCCUGGUGGCAGCCUCCUCGUCAUGCCGACAGGGAGAAUUCGCAGAGUCGGGGUUGCCGCACAAGAGGGACCAUCUCUCGGUCCCCUCUUCAAGUUGGAGACGGUUGCAUUGCCCAAUCAGGUGGUUCCAAGUGCGUCCGAUGCCAAGCUUAGCAUGGAAAUUCGCGCACUCCACUCCGAGAUGGUUGCGACGAUGAAGGAGCUGCUCAAGAUGCCCUUCGUGAACAAGGAGCAGUUCGAGCAGGUGAUCAGGUAUUACAACCUGGACGAUCCGUUGAAGCUGGCGGACCUUGCGGCGGGAAUGUCCAGCGCACCCAGACAAGACCUCCAGGAGGUCUUGACAUGCGAGGAUCCCACGGAGAGGCUCCGGAAGGUGCUUCUGAUCUUAAAGAAGGACCUUGAGAGCACGCGUCUGCAGAGCCAGUUUCGGACACAGAUCGAGGAUAAGUUUGCAAAGGAGAACAAGAAGUUCAUCCUGAUGCAACAGCUCCGCUACAUCAAGCGCGAGUUGAAUCUUGAACGGGAUGACAAGCAGUCGAUCAUUGCUGCCUUUAAGGAGUGUAUCAAGAAUUUAGGCGACAAGGUCCCUGAGGAGGCUGCCAAGGUGAUGGACCAGGAGCUAAGCAAGCUCGGCACCCUUGAGCCGCAAUCCGCAGAGUUCAAUGUUUCAAGAACUUACCUCGAGUGGCUUACCGCUCUUCCUUGGGGAAAGUUCAGCGAGGACAACACUGACAUUGAGAAGGCUGAAAAGAUCCUGAAUGAGGAUCACUACAGCCUGGAGGAUGUCAAGGAGCGAAUCCUAGAACACAUGGCCGUGAGCUUCCUUAAAGGCUCUGUGCAUGGAAAGAUCAUGUGUUUGGUUGGGCCGCCCGGAGUUGGCAAGACUUCUAUCGGCAAGAGCAUAGCCCGUGCUUUGGACAGGCAGUUUUUCCGCUUCUCCGUUGGCGGGUUGCACGAUGUGUCCGAGAUUCGUGGCCAUCGGCGAACAUAUGUUGGUGCUAUGCCGGGAAAAAUCAUACAAGCUCUGAAAAUCAAGCAAGUCUCGAAUCCCGUCAUACUCGUGGAUGAAGUCGACAAGUUGGGUCGUGACUUCCGUGGAGAUCCUUCUUCGGCGCUGCUCGAGGUUCUAGAUCCCGAGCAGAACUCCGCGUUCAGGGACUUGUACCUGGACGUGCCUAUAGACCUUUCGAAAGUGCUCUUCAUCUGUACUGCAAACGUUACGGACACGAUUCCAGGUCCUCUUCUAGACCGUAUGGAGGUCAUCAAGCUGGCCGGUUACGUUUAUGAAGAGAAGCUAGCAAUUGCCAACCAGUACUUGAUCCCUCAAACCAUCGCCACCAACGGCGUUCCCGAAGAUCUCAUGGAGCUGCAGCCAGAGGCUCUUGCGGAGCUCAUCCGCGAUUACGCACGUGAAUCAGGCGUGCGCGAGCUGCGAAAGCUUUUAGAAAAAAUCACGCGGAAAGUGGCCCUGAGCCUUGUUCGUGUGGAGCAAGAAGCGCGUGAGCGCUCCAUCAUCUCGACAGAGAACUUGCGAAAAUUCGUCGGUCAACCGCCGCAUUCUUCGGAGCGGCUUUUCAUCCACACCCCGAGUGGUGUCGCCAUGGGUUUAGCCUGGACAGCAUUGGGGGGCCAAACGCUUUUUGUGGAGGCCCGCGGUCGCGUGCCUGAAAGCACGGACAGCAUGGCAGAGGAUAGCCCAUCUCUGGAUGUAACAGCAGCAGCUGACAGCACCAGCGAUACGCCAUCAUCUAGCUCUAAGAGCCCGCGGCCGCAGAAUGCGGGACCGCGCAUGAAGGUGACCGGAAAGCUGGGAAAGGUGAUGGGCGAGUCCAGUGAGAUCGCUCUCACCUAUGCACGGAUCUUCCUGCGUGAGCUUGAACCAAAGAAUGAGUUCCUAGACCACGCACACAUCCACAUGAACAUGCCAGAGGGUGCCAUUCCAAAGGAUGGGCCAUCUGCCGGAGUAACAAUGACAUCAGCUUUGCUUAGCAUGGCUCUGGAUCGGCCGGUGAAGCACGACAUGGCCAUGACCGGCGAGGUCACAUUGACAGGCAAGGUGCUCCGUGUCGGCGGCAUCAAAGAGAAGACCCUGGCCGCCAGAAGAGAGAAUGUGGACAGGCUUGUCUUCCCCAUGUCGAAUCAGGCAGACUACCUAGAGCUGAAGCCGUACCUUCGAGCAGGGCUGACAGCACACUUCGUCGAUCACUACGACGAUGUGUACCGACUUGCCUUCGAGGACGCGGGCGCACCGAUGCCGGGCGGCUCCAGGGGUAGCGAGGUGGUGACUGUGGUCACUCCCUUGGAGGAAGCGCAACUGCCGAUUUUCAUGACUGGCGCGAGUGGUGAGUCUGCCACCACCAGUGCUCAGGUGCAAUGA